Molecule: messenger RNA, 1214 nt
Organism: Macroventuria anomochaeta
Lineage: Eukaryota; Fungi; Ascomycota; Dothideomycetes; Pleosporales; Didymellaceae
Exons: 1
Coding region: 325-1077 (250 amino acids)
Source: RefSeq, a predicted model, not a curated record
CCUCACCCGUCAAGCUGAUCGCUGGGCACCCUACAUGCUGCACGUCAAGCGCAUUGCGGCUGCGACAAUGAUCUCGGACAUUGGGGGGUCAGCGGAAGCCUACGAUUAUGCUAAAGACUCGGCUUUCACACAUUCAUCUUGCCCUCAAUCAUUCUGGAUCUGAGAAACUCGAAUCAAGACGAUUGUUACCUAGCCGGGAACACGAACAAACAACAAGCGCUAUAUUCCCACUCCGCAUUGCCAAUCAGAUACCGCAACGACAGCCCUGAGCUGACGACGUAUCGUUCGUAUCGAUAAGCCGCUAAAUAUAUCGACAUCGUAAGGAUGUCGAGUUGCUUGCUUCCGACCAUCCAGAUCCUGCAACCCUCGACUACAAACCCCGUUCUCAGACCAAAACUCACCCUUGCAAAGACACAACCGCACCCUCAACGAAGAAAGAAAACAUACGCUCCUGGUAGUUCAACAUCAAAUUCCAAGUUCAGCAAAAUGCGUCUCUCCCUCCUCAGAAACUCCGCCCUCCUCUCCCUCAUCGGAUUGAGCAGUGCCCAGAGCACAACAUCGUCCUGGGGCGAACCGUUCAACGUCGACGUCUCAACCGAAUCGCUGUUGGGCAGUUCGCAACAACCACUUACCAACAUCAUCGGCACGAAUACACCUGCAACAACAGGACUAGCGCCCAUUGCACCUGUCACGGACGAAUUCAGCACUACGAUUCCUACGGAACUGAGCACGAUCAGCACAGGAACUGCUACCGCGGUGGUCACCGUUUCAAGCUCAGUAUCAGGGAGUGCCGCAAGCGCGAGCGCGAGUUCGAGCGCCAGUGCCGCUUCGAGGUCCAGUGCUAGUGCCAGUGCCAGUGCCAGUGCCAGUACCAGUACCAGUACCAGUACCAGUACCAGUACCAUUACCAGUACCAGUGCCAGUGCCAGCACGGCGAGUUCGAGGGCGAGUUCGAGUGGGAGCGGCGCAGCGACGCAGAGUACGGCUGCUGCGGCGCCGAUGGGGAUUCAGGGGCAGCAGAGGAUGAUGGGUGUUGCGGGGGCAUUGGCUGGGGCUGCUGGUGUGUUGUUCGUUUGAAUGUGUUGAAGUAUUGAUGUCAAGUUGGAAGAUGGAAUCUACGAAGACUCGCAUUUGAAUGUUCAGAAUGUUGGCAGGGCAUCAUCGAGGAAGGCGCAUGUGAAGUUACAAGGACAAUCGAACAUUUUUGCAUAAUU